ACCAUCCUGCCAGGGGUGCCACGCAGCGUUUACCCCCCCCCGCGCCCCGUUCGCGCUGCCCGGGAGGACCGUGACGCCCCGCGCCCUCGCCACCAAUCGGCGUGCGGUGGCCGCGCUCAAAUCCUCGCAGGGCGGCAACAGGCUGGGUGGCGGCGCUCGUGGCUCUGAGGGGAGGGAUCGACUUACUGGCCGCUGCCGUGAGGGGCCGCGGCUGGGCCCAGGGGAGAGAUGAUCGUGGGGCCCAGGGGAGAGAUGAUCGUGGGGCCCAGGGGAGAGAUGAUCGUGGGGCCCAGGGGAGAGAUGAUCGUGACGCCCAGGCGAGAGAUGAUCGUGACGCCCAGGCGAGAGAUGAUCGUGACGCCCAGGCGAGAGAUGAUCGUGACGCCCAGGCGAGAGAUGAUCGUGACGCCCAGCCGAGAGAUGAUCGUGGGGCCCAGCCGAGAGAUGAUCGUGGGGCCCAGCCGAGAGAUGAUCGUGGGGCCCAGCCGAGAGAUGAUCGUGGGGCCCAGCCGAGAGAUGAUCGUGACGCCCAGCCGGUGCCCCGGCCGCCGCCCGGGAGUGCGGCGGUUCAGCUCGGUGCCCCUUAACAGCGUCCCCGCGGGCACGCUGACCCCACUGAAGGAGCUCCUGAGGCGUCAGGCCGCCCUCGGGGUCGGCGCGGAGCCGGCGCACCGCGGAGAGGAGAGGCCGGAGGCUGUUAGCCGUCUCCAGUCCAAGCUCGUGGCGGGCGGCGCCAGCGAUAUCCUGGCCAGCACCGGGCCCCAGCGCCGGCUGAAGCGCCGGGCCUGCGAGUCGCCCGGCCGCGAGUCCCCAGCCAAAAUCUUCCAGCAGAUGAAGGCCAGGGCCCAGUGGCAGCAGCGAGACUGCGGCAGCGACUUCAUCCUGACUCCUGUCGCGCACCCCGCGGCCGCUCCGCCAAGGUUUCAGAAGCCUGUGACGGCAGAGGGUUGGCAGGGACCUGCCGAGGUGGCUGGGAGCUGUAUCCGGCCGGAAAAAGAAGUAGUUUGCACUCAGAUUCCUAAGAAAGAAACCGUGAAAGCACAAACCACGCACCCUCCUGUACUGGAAUCCCCUCAGAAGUUCUUCUUGCGUGUAAAGCAGAAACUGCAGCAGCAACAGCAAAAAGGUCCAACACCUUCACACCCAAUCAAGCAGAACAUUCCUCCUUCCACAGCUACAGAAAAGCCAUUAGUCAAAUAUGCUUUUGCUGAGCCACUCAGGAAUGAUCCGGCAGGGUGUGUGGCAACUGAUACUGAUGAUCAGGAUGAUUUCCUUGUGGAAUCAAUGGAUGCUGAUGAUGAAAUGUCUCAAAAUACUGACUCUCUGAUUUUAUGCCCUGCCCCUUUUAAAAAUUGGGAUCAGUUAGAAGAAAGGUGGAGAAAUAGAGAAGUAAAAGGUACUGAACUUCAUCAAGAUGGAAGAGAAUUGCAGCCAAGCAACAAGCAAGCUGCUUAUGGAGAAGAGGAGAUACUGGGAGAAGAGGAGAUACUGGGAGAAGAGGAGAUACUGGGAGAAGAGGAGAUACUGGGAGAAGAGGAGAUACUGGGAGAAGAGGAGAUACUGGGAGAAGAGGAGAUACUGGGAGAAGAGGAGAUACUGGGAGAAGAGGAGAUACUGGGAGAAGAGGAGAUACUGGGAGAAGAGGAGAUACUGGGAGAAGAGGAGAUACUGGGAGAAGAGGAGAUACUGGAAACUAAUUCUCAAAAGCCCUUGCAGUGCUUAUGUAGUAUUAUGCUCUCUUCUCCCAAAGUCCACAUUCCAAGGAAGCAAAAGCCAAAAGAAGGCUAUAAGGUCCCUUUGGAUAAACCUCGUACAGAUCCAGUUGCUGACAAAGCAGACGAAGAGAUAAACAUCUGCCUAACCAGUUGGAGAAUUAAAGUGAUGGAUGGUAACACUGCAAUAUUUGUUGAAGGAAAACGGAAAGAUAUGAAAGAUCUGCCUUGGCAUAGUAAUGCGAUUGUGGAACGCAUAGCACACAACCGAGUUAGAACAUUAUCUGGUAGUAUCUACUUGCUGCAGGGAAAUAUAGAUUCAGCUUCAAUGAGAAAAGAGGGAUUUCCCUACCAUUUCAUCAAGAGAUUUACAUAUGGGUUUUCCAAAAAGUGGAAGGAAUAUGUUGAGGAGUUUCUGGAGGAAAGAAGGAAAGAACGAAAACAAAAUACUGAUGAGGAUGUAAAUGAAGAGAGUGACCCAGUGGUGGGUACAAAUGUGUUGAAAAAUGUAGGAGACUCAGCAAGAAAGGCAAAGAAGCCUGAAACCAGAAAGACCACCUAUAAAGUAUUACCGAAGAAUGAUGAAAACAGCUAUGUAACCCCAAAGCGCAAUUCCAUAUUGAAUGACUCAAACAGAGUUUACACGCGUAGCGGCCGUCUUGUCAAACCACCAUUAAGUUUCUGGUGCGGGCAACGUGAGGUUGUUGAUCAGAAACUAAAUGUUACUAUAGAAGAAGGUGGAAUAGACUAUCUGAGCACGAUGUUUAGUAGUGAAAAAUUCCAAAGACGGACCAGUUCCACUUCUAAGAAGAAUAAAAGAAAGGAAGUAAAGAAGAAUAAAAGAAAGGAAGUAAAGAAGAAUAAAAGAAAGGAAGGAAUGAAGACAACAGAAAAAACAGCAAAAAUCCAAAGUAAAGGGAAAAACCAUGAAAAAGGAGUAAGUUCCAAGAAAGGAACCAAGUCUGCUGGAAGCAAGAAAGCCAGGCGCUUCGUUUCAGAUAAUGAUGAAAGUCAUCAUGUGGUCGAUAGCACAAAAACUAAACCACAGCUUUACGUUAGGUUGACUCCCUUAAAUACUGAUGUACUAAACAAAACCAACUAUAACAGUGGAAUGACAGAGGAAAAAAGAGGAAGAGAAUAUGGAGAAUUCAUUAUGUAUCAGCAGGCUUACAAGUACUCUUUAAAGUCAGCCAAACAACUUCAAGACAAGCAUUUAGCAGAAGAAACGUCAAGCAAAGAUGAGGAAGAGGAAUCCAGUGAAGACACCCCACUGUCUAUCAAAAGGAAAAGUAAACCUUUCUCUGAAAAAGCGACUCAAAACUCUGAAUCUUCCUUUAACUGUAAAAGUUCACAGGAUGACGCAAACAAGGUAUUGCGUGAACCAAGGAGAGUAAAACACUCCACUACCUCCCAUAAUGUGCCGUUGAGGCAAAGUCUGCCCAGAUCCAGUGACGGUUCUGAAUUACUUGAGGGAAAAAAGUCUAGUAAUUCCCAUCCGCCUUAUCAGGGAAGGAUAACAAGGAGCAGAACCAACCCUCCAAGGUAUUUGCUUGAAUCUGACACUGAGUCUGAAACCAAUGAAGAGGAAUUUCAAGUAAAAGAAAAGAAUACAAAAGUAUCUGAUAAAAACAUAAAUAGUAAAGGUUCUAAUUCUAAUAAUAAACAUUCUAAUAAUGCCAAGUCUUCAGCAGCAAAAGCAAGAAAACCUGUGAGGAAAAAGGUGCAGAAAUCUCUAGAAAUUUUUCCACGGACAACUGAUGACUGGUCGGAAAAGGAAUUACAGGAGCUCCACAGGGCUGUCGCUUCCUUCCCAAAGCACAAGAGCAGCUUCUGGGUGGAGGUCGCCAUGGCGGUGGGCUCUCGCUCUGCUGAAGAAUGCCAUCAGAAGUAUGUCGAAGAACAACAGUCAGAAAGUUCCAAAACAUGUGUCAAGAAGAGCACCACUUCGCUAAAAGCGGAACAGAAAGAUAAGAAAGAGCCAGUUGCGAUAACUGCCAAAGUGGGAACCUUAAAAAGAAAGCAGCAGAUGAGGGAUUUCCUGGACCAUUUGCCGAAGGACAACCACGACGACAUUUUCACUGCAACCCCCUUUCAGAACAGAAGAGUAAAGUUGCCAAUGUUCCGGGGAAGCCUGGAUGAUGAUGACGACUUUGCACUUACGGACAACCCCAUCACGCCUUCCUCUGCUGUCUUCCCUAUGGCAAAAACCCCUCAGUGUGAGCAUAUCAGCCCUGGUAUGCUGGUGCCCAUCAACAGGAAUGAUUAUGACAGGCACGUGUUCCGGAUGCAGAAGAAUGCACAGGGCAGCAGAGGCACCUGGGACAAGGUCAAGAAGAAGUCGGCUGGAGGUGUGCUUGCUACACCAGCUUCACGCAGAACUGACUUCACUUCCAGUAACAAAGUGAAGCAGAAGUCUGUUGUAGGGAAGCUCUUUGUGGAUGAGGCAGCAGAUUCAUCAGAGGAAGAACAGGACCAUUCCUAUUUUUCUGUCUAAUGAACUCUGUGGAUUUUAUUAAUUCAACACUUACAUGUCUCUUGUGUGAAGCACAGGGCUUUGGCUACCCCCGUGAGGGUCCUAUGGUGUUAAGAGUUUGGUUUGGAAAGCUUGUUUUUUAUGUGUUUUAACACUGUUCUCUUGCUGUCUCUGCAGCAAUGUUUGUCAUUUUCCAUGUGUACAAAGUGGCACUUUCUUGCCCAGGCUCCUCUUCCCAUGGCCCUGUUUCUCCUGGGGGAGGGAGAAAUGUUACCCCAAUGUUGCCCAAUUAUGGGCAAGUUUUGGUUCGUUUUAAGAUAAGAUAUGUUAUCUUUUUGGUUGUACAAUAAACUUAUAAUGGUACACUCUGUAACUAAAGUGUAAUUGCUUUUUAAUUUCCUCUACUGAGAGUUUGAAUUUUUACAUUUCCUUAAUGUAAUUAAAAAGGACAAGCUUAUUUUACUCCUUUGGGGAGGAGAAGCAGGCUUGAUGAGCAAUCCAUCAGCCUUGUUUCAGCUACCUGGGCCUGUAUGUUUUCAUCCUCUCUCUUGUUUUCAGAUAGACAUGGAUGGUGACCCCAGCCUGGUGCUGGUCUGUGCCGUGUCAGCAAGGUUAUUUAUCUCUGCUCCUGUCCCUUGCUCCUGUACAGGCCCCUUCAUGAAGGCGCUCCAGAAAGGGCUGGGAAGGAAUAAAAAUACAAAGUUCUUUUUCUGAGGAGCCACGGGGCGGCAGCAGCGAGCUGCGGGCUGGAGGGAGGCGGCGGCCGGAGGGAAGGGGGAAGCGAUGGCCGCAGCGCUGGAGAUAGAUAGGGAGAUGGCAGCUGUGAGGCCACCUGAGGGCAAGGGAACGCACUGGCUGCCCUGGGCCCCUCCAUCUCUACUUCAAACCUAGCGAGCCCUUCAGCGUUUGGGCAAGAAGCAUAAGGAACACCGGCAGUUCACUUUUUUCCUAGGAAACAAGGGUACCAAUCUUGCAGGAACCGCAGCUAGACACCUUCCCCUCUGUCACCGCCUUUCUGCUUAAGCCAGAAAGCUGUACUUUGUCAAAACAC
This is a messenger RNA of Chroicocephalus ridibundus (black-headed gull), 5236 nucleotides long. It is a transcript of the gene MIS18BP1, whose product is annotated as MIS18 binding protein 1. Gene Ontology annotation, cellular component: chromosome, centromeric region. The transcript has 16 exons. The record is from RefSeq and is a predicted model, not a curated record. NCBI's taxonomy places the organism in Eukaryota, Metazoa, Chordata, Aves, Charadriiformes, Laridae. The coding region runs from base 229 to 4206 and encodes 1325 amino acids.